AUGGGGUUCCUCCCUGAGUGUAAUUUAACGUGUGCUUUCUUAUUGCAUUCGUUUACAUUCCCUAUUGCUCAUUGCCCUUCUUUCAGUUGGGCAUCUUUUUUUUUCACAAUUAGGCCGCCCUUUUUUCCCAAAUUGGCACUUGUUUGUACGAUCUUUAGCUAG
Saccharomyces cerevisiae S288C is the source of this 162-nucleotide messenger RNA. RefSeq lists its product as uncharacterized. Gene Ontology annotation, cellular component: membrane. The coding region runs from base 1 to 162 and encodes 53 amino acids. The record is from RefSeq and is marked reviewed. The transcript has a single exon. Lineage: Eukaryota; Fungi; Ascomycota; Saccharomycetes; Saccharomycetales; Saccharomycetaceae.